Molecule: messenger RNA, 1593 nt
Organism: Saccoglossus kowalevskii
Lineage: Eukaryota; Metazoa; Hemichordata; Enteropneusta; Harrimaniidae
Product: cytochrome P450 4F3-like
Molecular function (GO): iron ion binding; heme binding; monooxygenase activity
Source: RefSeq, a predicted model, not a curated record
AUGGGUUCUCUAGCGUUCAAACCGUUGAUCCAAGCAUCGACUUUCACCAAUAAUCCAUAUGUGGAUUUUAUAUUUGUGAUGUUCGUCGUACUUUUCAUUAUCAAGGCUACCACGUCUUUCUAUGGGCUGCUGAAGAUGAAAUGGGCGACCGAAAAAGCGUUUGUUGGUUUUCCUAUUGAAAACAGACAUCCCGUAUUUGGACAUUUACAUAUGCUCAAAUUAAACACAGAGGAGACGAUGCACAUUGCAGGUGAGCGGUCUGAUAACUUUCCAUACACUGGUCUGUUGUGGUUUGGUCCAUUCCACGGUAUAUUAAUAUGUCAUCAUCCAGAUACUAUACAGCCAAUUAUGUCUACUGCAGAACCAAAAGAUGAGUUCACGUAUGGAAUGGUAAAACCGUGGUUAGGAGAUGGACUACUGAUAAGUAAAGGAAGUAAAUGGUUUCGUAAUAGACGUCUAUUAACACCGGGAUUCCAUUUUGAUAUAUUACGACCCUAUGUACAUAUAUUUAAUGAAUGUACACAUACGAUGAUGGACAAAUGGAUGAAGCAAAGUGACAAUGGGAUGAUAGAGAUGUUCGAACAUGUCAGUUUGAUGACCUUGGAUAGUUUGUUGAAAUGUAUCUUUAGUAUUGAGAGUCACUGUCAAACUGAUGUGUCCAGAAAUCCCUAUAUUACUGCAGUGUAUGCGUUAUCUGAGAUGGUAUUGAAGCGGGUCCAAUUUCCUCCAUACUUCAGCGAUCUCGUCUACCAUUUAACGUACAGUGGUUACAAAUGGCGAAGAGCUCUACGUCAAGUCCACGGACACUCAAAAACAGUUAUUCAUCAACGAAAGCAGGCACUGCAGGACCAGAAAAAGCUGGGAAUUAAACACAACAGAAAAUAUAUUGACUUCUUAGAUAUUCUUCUUGAAGCAAGGGAUGAAAGUGGCAAAGGCCUAACAGAUCAAGAGAUCCGAGAUGAAGUUGAUACUUUCAUGUUUGAGGGACACGACACCACAGCUAGUGGAAUUUCUUGGAUCCUCUAUAACAUGGCCAAACACACAGAACAUCAACUAAAAUGUCAAGAAGAAAUUGACGAAUUGAUGGAUCAGAAAGAUAAAGAUGAGAUUGAGUGGGACGAUCUAUCGAAACUGCCUUACCUGACAAUGUGCAUCAAGGAGAGUCUACGGCUGCAUCCACCAGUGCCGUUUAUUGGAAGGAAAUUGAGUAAACCCAUUGAAAUGCGUUCACCAACAGGCAAGGGUAAAGUUGUGAUUCCUGCUGGCGAGAGGAUUGGAAUAGCUAUCACUGGUUUACAUCACAAUCAGCACGUUUGGGAAGAUCCCGAGGUUUAUAACCCGUUACGAUUUACGCCUGAGAACUGCAAAGGACGCUCACCACAUGCAUAUUUACCAUUCUCUGCUGGACCUAGAAACUGUAUUGGUCAGAAUUUUGCUAUGAAUGAGAUGAAGAUUGCAGUUGGACUGGUGUUGAGGAAGUUUAAUCUAGCAGUCGAUGACUUCAUACGGAUUCGUCGUUACAACAGUAUCGUUCUACGUGGUGAAAGGGGUAUCCCUCUCCACGUGAAACCCCGAAAAAUUAAAACAACAUAA